AUGAAUUACCGCCUUGUUUUGUUCACAGUUUUUACAUCGAUAUUGGAAUACUAUUCGAUUAGGUGUGACGUUGUAUCGGACAUAUUGACUUAUUACAACGGCGACAUUGUACGAUCGUUUCAAAAACAAUGGGAGAACAGUCGAAAGUCAUACGAAAACGCUUUGAAAAUCGCAAUAAUCGAAAAUUUCGGUAAAAAAAGUAUGAACACUAUUGAAAGGAGAAUCGAAAAUGCCUGCAAAUUAUCCAACGGAUUUUAUGUUUACGACAACGUGGUUCACGUGAUUUUCCACGACAUACACCUUAAAGAGAUGCCACACAUAAAGUACUCGGAACUAUAUUUCCCCUUGGCCAACAACGUACUUAGCCUGCAAACGGAACUGAGCAAGAUAAUACUAGAAACAAAGUACAAUUUGAUGAGGAACAAUUCUGAAGUCUUGUUCGCUGGCUCGAAUCUGGAUACGUAUAAAAACUCGCCGUUUGUUUUGCAGCAAGUCCAGACUAAUGGAAAUCUGGCAAUUGUGGCAGAAGACUGCAAAUUAAGUGGCUUUACUAUUGCAUCGUUAAGUGGAGUUUUAGGACACGAUACUUUUAGGAUAAGCAACUGCAAAUUUACCGUUGAGAUUUCUGCGGAAGGUUUAGGCUCGCCGCCUGUAAUAGCACCCUAUUUUUCAGAUGAGCAAAGUAAGGAGUUUUACUUGAAUAGUCUCAUAAGCAACCAGAUAAGAAAGGAACUGAUGGGAAAAUUGCAAGCGGCCAUGUUUACUUAUGUAAACACUUCUAUUUUCGAAAAUGAUUUAAUCAAGUAUCGCAACGAGCAGAAUGAAAUCUUCAAGAAAACAUCGAAACUCAUUAAGGAUGUUAUAAGAAAUGCUAAUAAAGAGAAGAUUAAGACUAAUAAAGCAGCACACGAUCUGCGAUCACUAGAUAUUGUUUGGAAUGAAACAAAUCACAAGUGUAAAACAACAAGAGCCAUCAAGCUCAAGGACAUAGUUUUGGAUGGAUUCGAUUCAGUUUAUUCUCCACAUAUAGGGGGGCCAUAUAAGUUACAAAAAGUAGGAAUUGCAGAAACUUUGAGAUAUAAUACUUUAAAGGUACGAGGGAAAAUAUUUUUUGAACAAGAUGAUUUUAGAAGCGAACAUGACUUUUCUAUGGACCUCCUGGACGUUACUGUUAAUAUAGAUAUGAACGUAGAAGAUACGUCACAAGGCUUUAACUCUAAUAGUUAUGUUUUCUGGAGGGAUACAGUUUUUUCAAUAACAAAUAUUGAAAAUGUCGACCAGAGAGUACUAGCGGAAUCUUUGAUAACUGGUUAUUUAAUAAAUGAAACACCAAAAUAUGUUUCAAGCAUAUUAUUGAAAUCGACUUAUCCUGAAAAAUCUAAGCAAACGGAAACAGAGGAAACCAAUGAUAAAAAAGGGCGUAAUGUUGAAAUCGAUCCAUCCGUUAAUACCGAAGAAGCCGAAUUAAGUAAAAAUGAAGAAAAUCGUGAUUUAAGCUUACCAGAUAAUGAUGGGAAUUUAAAAGAACAAGAGAACGAGGCCCAGACAGAAGAUGAAUCAACAUUAAAGGGCUCAGAUAUCGAAAAGGGUGAGCCAAUGGGGGUAGAGGUGAAUAUUGCAUUUAUGGAUAGAAUGCCUAGUGAUGAAAAUGUACAAGAAGCUGAACCUGACCCUCUUUUAAAAAAUGAUGAUAGAUUAGGCAUUGCUUCUACAUACGCCGACGAAUUGUUAAAGAAUAGCUACGAAGAUGAUAGAAGAAGAAAUAAAAAGAGAAGCAAUAAGAAAUAUAAGAGAUACAGUAAACACCGUCAAGAUAUGCUCAGGACUAAAAAAGGAAUGAAGAAAAUACUCAAGAAGAGAAUGCAUAGUCCCAUAAAUAUGUCUGAAAAUGAUAUA
Iphiclides podalirius (scarce swallowtail) is the source of this 1896-nucleotide messenger RNA. Lineage: Eukaryota; Metazoa; Arthropoda; Insecta; Lepidoptera; Papilionidae. The record is from the annotation of a GenBank genome assembly.